UCAUAAUCUGCAAUUCGGGCAUGCAAGAGAUCAGUAGAUGACUCAAAACUAUGUUCGUCCCAGCACAAUUAACACUGCUCGCCAGACGUACUCACAGUGUGAUUAUAUAGAGAUCUUUUAUAGAAUUUAGCAAUGAGCAAUAUGCCUGCACGUAAGCACAACACACCCAAAAUAAUAAUAAGAACACAUUUGAGCAAACAAGUACCCAAAACACCUCUCGGGUCCCAAAUCCAAAUUUGUGGAGAACUCAAGCCCAAACACUGGGCUCUGUUUUGGGCCCAAAGCUAGCCCAUCCCCCAAGCCCACGACCUUAUACUGGGCACCCAAAAAUCUGAUAUGGGCACCCAGUCAAGGCAGGACCUGGCGCCAUUGCUGCACCUCUGAUCGCCACACGCCUAGAAUCAGCACACCCUGCAGUGCCUCCAUCCCAGAUUGCGCCGUCACCGACAAACCAUCCAGGUGAUGACAUCCUCGGCCAUACAAUAUGACCGUCCCCAUCACCGCCAGCAAGCUCGCCGUGCCGACAUCUGGUGGUCUACCCCAUUGCCACAAUAGCCGAUCAGACAACAAAACCAUCAAUUCCUGUCUGUUAGACCAGAUGCAGCACCGAUCUGAGGUCGAAGACGAACAUCGACGCAGGUCUUCUCCACACCGGCCAAUGCUGAAGAGAAACACGAGCAAAGAAAUUGCCAGUGCCCUCAUCACCAGAAUCCCACGAUGAAUUGCCUUGCCCCUGCUAAGUGAUCGGAGGAUCCUCGGAAGAAUCCACCGUCACUCUCCGCUCAAACCCUAGGGUUUGCUCUCUAAAAAUACCACUUGGGUUCUUCAACAAUCAGUUUUAGGGGAUUGGCUUGCAAGGUGGUCGUCUUGUGUGGAAAAGAGGCAGAUAUGGAGCGAGUAGAACACUUCCAUAAAUUUUCAGCCAAUAUCGCCUCUCUCUCUCUCUCUGUUUCGUCAAAGCUUUGGCUACUCUCAUGAUCCAAACCGAAGGAAAAAAAUUCUUAUGCUCAGAAAUCAUUCAUUCUUAAAUCAAUUCAGCAAACAUGUUGUUUUCAAGUUAUGAUGUCCAAUGGAUAUAGAGCAAGUCACACUUCAGGCUUAUCAAUAGUUGGUUAUUAAUACGAAGAUAAUGAGUUUCUCACUUAUGAGUUGUACAGUUCAUGUGUUAAUGGACUGAAUAUAAUCAUAUUCAGUUGAGUUAAGCAUCAGAGGAAGAUUCUUUAUUAUAACAAGCAUUCGUGCCAUGAGCCUGAAUUUUGAUUGAUGACGGACCUAUAUUUGCAAUUGUGAGAUGUGUCCAAAUCUGUUAUUUGCUUCAUAAAAAUUGCAAAAGCAUUUAUUGUUUCAAGUUCACCUAUGAAAAUGGGGAAUGAGGAUCACCAUGAAUCUCCAACCCCAACAAAUGAAGGUGAGAGUUCUAAAGAACAUAUUAUCCUGCAUGGUGAGCUAGAUUUAUGGAUUAUAGAAGCUAAAUCUCUUCCAAAUAUGGAUUUACCUUCAGAAAGAAUGAGAAAGUGUUUUACCAUGUUUGGAACUUGCUCUGCUCCUUUUGGAAAUCGGUCUACUACUAAAGCUCUUUCUGGAAAACGGCCUGCAACUAUUACAAGUGACCCUUAUGUUUCUGUUUGCCUAGCAGGAGCUACUGUAGCUCAGACUAGAGUAAUUUCAAAUAGUGAAAAUCCUUCAUGGGAAGAACAUUUUUGUGUGCCUGUUGCUCACCCUAUUAUGAAGGUGGAGUUUCAUGUUAAGGAUAAUGAUGUUCUCGGAGCUGAACUUAUUGGAGUAGUUGAGAUAUCUGUUGAUAAAAUCAUUUCGGGAAAUACAAUUAAUGAUUGGUUUCCCAUCAUUGGUAAUCCUGGAAAUUGCUUGAAACCUUUUCCUGAAUUGCAUGUUUCUGUUCAGUUUAAGCCAGUUGAAAACAACCCUCUAUAUAAGAAUGGUGUUGGUGUCGGGCCAGAAUAUAAAGGAGUUCCUAAUACAUAUUUUCCACUUCGCAAAGGAGGGAGUGUCACUUUAUAUCAAGAUGCUCAUGUACCUAAUGAUAUGUUACCUGAAAUUUUACUAGAUGGUGGUACAGUUUUUCAGCAAAGAAAAUGUUGGGAAGAAAUAUGUCACGCUAUUUUGGAAGCUCAACAUCUUAUAUAUAUUAUAGGGUGGUCUGUAUACCAUCGUGUCAAGCUUGUAAGGGAACCAACAAAGCCACUACCCUCUGGAGGAGAAAUGGAACUCGGAGAGUUGCUAAAAUAUAAGUCGCAAGAAGGGAUCCGCGUUGUUUUGUUAAUUUGGGAUGAUAAAACUUCGCACGACAAGUUUCUAUUAAAAACAGAAGGUGUCAUGGCAACACAUGAUGAGGAAACAAAAAAGUUUUUCAAACAUUCUAGUGUUCAUUGUGUGCUUUCUCCUCGUUAUGCAAGCAAUAAGCUUAGCAUUUUCAAGCAACAGGUUGUGGGAACUCUUUUUACGCAUCAUCAGAAGUGUGUGAUUCUUGACACAGCUUCUGGGAGUAACAGGAAAAUAACUGCUUUCAUUGGUGGUCUUGAUUUAUGUGAUGGCCGAUAUGAUACUCCUGAGCAUAGACUAUUUCGUGAACUUGACACAGUCUUUGAAAAUGAUAUUCAUAACCCUACAUUUCCUACGAACACUUAUGGCCCAAGAGAACCUUGGCACGAUUUACACUGUAAAGUUGAGGGUCCUGCUGCAUAUGAUAUAUUAACAAAUUUUGAGCAAAGAUGGAGAAAAGCGAAAAAGCGUGACUUCAAACUGAAAAAAGUCACUAAUAAGCAUGAUGAUGCGUUGAUAAGGUUAGAUCGCGUCUCAUGGAUAGUCACUCCAACUUCUGAUCAUAAUGGUGAUGAAAAAGUGCGUGUUAGCAAUGAAGAAGAUCGUGAAAACUGGCAUGUACAGGUAUUCAGGUCAAUAGAUUCAGGCUCUGUGAAGGGGUUUCCAAAAGGUGUCCAAGAUGCUGAGGUUCAGAAUCUUAUUUGCGGAAAGAAUUUAAAAAUUGACAAGAGUAUCCAUGUUGCAUAUAUCAAGGCCAUAAGAUCAGCUCAACACUUUAUAUACAUUGAAAAUCAGUAUUUUGUUGGAUCUUCGUAUUAUUGGCCUACAUACAAAAAUGCAGGUGCAGAUAACUUGGUCCCAAUGGAAUUAGCUCUGAAAAUAGCUAGCAAAAUCAAGGCAAAUGAACGUUUCUCAGUGUAUAUAGUAAUACCUAUGUGGCCAGAAGGUGUUCCAACUACCUCAUCUGUUCAAGAAAUUUUAUACUGGCAGGAUAUCAUAUUACCACAGGCACAAACAAUGGGUAUGAUGUACAAGAUUGUUACAAAUGCCCUUAAAGAGGCAGGCCUUUCUGAUCAGUAUCAUCCACAGGAUUAUUUGAACUUUUACUGUCUUGGUAAGCGUGAACCUCCAUCUUCGAAAGGUACAUCUGAAGCUAAUCAGUCAUUUGACAAUCGUACCUUGGCAUCAGCCCAAAAGUUCCGUCGGUUUAUGAUCUAUGUUCAUGCCAAAGGAAUGAUUGUUGAUGAUGAGUUUGUAAUCAUGGGUUCUGCAAAUAUUAACCAAAGAUCAAUGGAUGGUUCAAGGGACACAGAAAUUGCUAUGGGUGCUUACCAACCACACCAUACAUGGGCAACUCUAAAAAAUCUUCAUCCACAUGGCCAGGUAUAUGGUUACCGAAUGUCUCUUUGGGCUGAGCACCUCGGUGGACUUGAGGAUACUUUUAAAGACCCUCAAAGCCUUGAAUGCACUAAGCGUGUUUGUGAGAUUGCCAAACAAAACUGGAAUCAAUUUGUAGCCCAAGAGCAUCGGGAGUUGAAGGGACACUUGAUGCAAUACCCAAUUCAAAUUGGUAGAGAUGGAAAUGUGUCUUCCAUACCAGGAAUUGAAUCAUUUCCUGAUGUUGGUGGUAAAAUUCUCGGGGCACCCACCAAUCUUCCUGAUGUUCUGACAACAUAAAUAGCUAUAAUUAAUUCAAAACUGUUUUCCUGAAAUGUGUAUGAGUUCCACAUAGUUCAUAUAUGCAUAUCCAAAAAUACUGUACAAAAAAGAGGUUAAAUAGUAUUCACCUCGUAGCUUAGGAAUAUCGAUCUUCUGCUUAAUCUGUAGAUGAAGUUAGGUUUUCAAUAUAAUCAUUAACAGAAAUUUAGAGCCUAGUAUUCUGUGUGAUUAGGCUUUGCCUUUCAUAGACAAAAUUUGUGUUUAAUGUAUUUUUCACC
Molecule: messenger RNA, 4217 nt
Organism: Rosa rugosa (rugosa rose)
Lineage: Eukaryota; Viridiplantae; Streptophyta; Magnoliopsida; Rosales; Rosaceae
Product: phospholipase D delta-like
Exons: 12
Coding region: 1357-3957 (866 amino acids)
Biological process (GO): phosphatidylcholine metabolic process; phospholipid catabolic process
Cellular component (GO): plasma membrane
Molecular function (GO): D-type glycerophospholipase activity; calcium ion binding
Source: RefSeq, a predicted model, not a curated record